Molecule: messenger RNA, 2008 nt
Organism: Lates calcarifer (barramundi perch)
Lineage: Eukaryota; Metazoa; Chordata; Actinopteri; Centropomidae
Product: E3 ubiquitin-protein ligase NHLRC1
Exons: 3
Coding region: 515-1756 (413 amino acids)
Biological process (GO): protein polyubiquitination; proteasome-mediated ubiquitin-dependent protein catabolic process; negative regulation of translation
Molecular function (GO): ubiquitin protein ligase activity; translation repressor activity; protein binding
Source: RefSeq, a predicted model, not a curated record
UCAUUCACAUAAGUAGGAGUCAGUUUGUAUACUUAACAAUAGGAAAUCAUGAAUGACCUUGCUCAACCCCCGAAGAGCACCCUGCUGCAGCAAAGGAGUGCCAGAUUGGCUGACUCAAACGCUGCCCUUCUCGGAUCAGAUUUCACUCCGUCUGCACACGGUGAAACUCGGGGACUGAAAUAGCUUCCUCAUGCUGACCAAUAACAACAUGUAUUUGUAGGUACUGUUGAUGUUCCCUCAGAGAAAGACAGUAACGGAUGUCGUUUAUAACGAAACAUGCAACAGCAACAGCAGUAGCAGAGGUACAGCUAGAAAUUCCGAGUCUGCUCAAAGAAAAACCCUUGAACUAUCAUCAAGUAUCACUCCACAGAGGGCAGCAGAGAGCCUCAGUGCAGCGCAAAAUGUCACAUGACCAUCUGGGCCUACAGCACAGGACAUGAUUUCCUGAACCUCUGGCUGCCUGCAUCAGCUGACACCCUCUGUUAGCUUUAAGGACAUCCAGGAUAUUUCAACCAUGGCCAUGAGUCCCAGUUCCCGACGCUGUGGCAGCCUGAGUCCUGAGGGGAUCCUGAGAGAGAUCCAGGUCAAUUUGCUGGAGUGUAAAGUUUGCUUCGAGAAGUUCUGCACUCAGCAGAGGGAGCGCAGACCACAGAACCUUUCCUGUGGCCAUGUACUCUGUCUGGAAUGCAUCAGAGCUCUGUCCCACCCUCUCCUGAGGAAGCUGGAGUGCCCGUUCUGUCGACAGCUGUGCAGUGUUGACAGCACCUCCCACUGCCAGGUUCUUAGUGACCUCCAGGAGCUACUGUUGUCUCGGACUCCCAUUUUCUCUGCUCCUCCUCACAGGGCAAAAGGAGGCUUUAGUGAGGCUGCAGGUCUGACAUCAACAGGUCUGCACCUCUGCACAGCUUUUGGCGGCUGGGGGACUCUUAUCAACCCUACUGGGAUAGCUGUUUUAGGCUCCUCUGGGACAGCAGUGGUGGUGCAUGAUGGAGAGAAGGGGGUGGUGGUGUUCAGUCCCCAAGGAAAGAAGCUGCACAGUUUUGGGCAAAGAGGACAGGCCAGUGGGGAGAUCUGUUACCCAGUGGAUGUGGCGGUGACUCCUUGUGGUUACGUGCUGGUGACUGAUGCAGGGGAUAAAGCUGUGAAGGUUUUCACCUCCAGAGGGAACCACGUGUUGACAGUCAAGGAUUCUUUCCAGAUGCCCUGGGGUGUAGACACAGACAGCUGUGGGCACAUCGUGGUCUCAGACAUCCAGGCUGGCAUGCUGUGUCAUGUACAAGUGGACUAUGCUCAUGGUGUUAUUCUGCAGCAUCAUACACCCAUUUCUGACCUUCAGCAUCCAAAAGCUGUGGCCUGCUGUCGAGUGACCGGGAACACUGCAGUGAUGGAACACUUAACCGAUGACACACAUCCACCAGAGAGGCACCAACACACAAGGCUGAAAGUGUUUACCAAAGACUUCCACCUCCUUUAUCAGACAGACACUUUCAGCCUGACCCUGCAGUCCACAGUGAGGCUGGACAUGUCAAGUGUGGCUUUUGACAGAGAUGGAAAUGUGAUUGUGAUUGAUUCUAAACAGGGGAUGGUCUGGAGUUUAGGGAAGCUCCAGAACAGCCCGGUCUUGACUCCUCUUGUGGGAGACCUUAUCCGCCCAGUUGGACUGGUGUCACUGAACAACAUGCUCAUCAUCCUGGAUGGUGGAGACCAUGCAGUAAAGUUUUAUUCUGCUACAUCUGAUACUGGACCUGUGAAGUAGCUCAUGUAUAAACAGGCCUAGAGUAGCCAUGUGAAAUGUAGCUUAUCAUAUCAUAAAGUGAUUAGGUGACCUGCUGAUACUAAGUAAAGUUUUACUUUGAAAAAAAAAAAAGUAGAUUGAAAACUGUGAACAUUUCAGGUGCUAUAGUCGAUUCUAUGCAUUGUAGUAUUGGUUGUGCAGUCAUUUACAACUAAUGUUUUUGUUUUGUUAUUAUUGUCCUAUUUUUUGAAAAUAAACUGCAUUAUUUCUGAA